Molecule: messenger RNA, 868 nt
Organism: Plectropomus leopardus (leopard coralgrouper)
Lineage: Eukaryota; Metazoa; Chordata; Actinopteri; Perciformes; Serranidae
Gene: rab6bb
Product: RAB6B, member RAS oncogene family b
Molecular function (GO): GTPase activity; GTP binding
Source: RefSeq, a predicted model, not a curated record
CAAGUUGAGCUCUUUAUCUGCCACCAUGUCAGCUGGAGGAGAUUUGGGGAACCCCCUGAGGAAAUUUAAACUCGUAUUUUUGGGAGAGCAGAGCGUGGGGAAAACAUCUCUCAUCACUAGAUUCAUGUAUGACAGUUUCGACAACACAUAUCAGGCGACCAUUGGAAUAGACUUCCUAUCGAAGACGAUGUACCUGGAAGACCGAACAGUAAGGCUGCAGCUGUGGGAUACUGCUGGACAGGAGCGUUUCAGGAGUCUCAUCCCCAGCUACAUUCGAGACUCUACAGUAGCUGUGGUCGUCUAUGACAUUACAAAUGUGAACUCAUUCCAGCAGACCUGCAAGUGGAUCGAUGAUGUCAGGACGGAGAGAGGAAGUGAUGUCAUUAUCAUGCUAGUCGGCAACAAAACAGAUCUGGAAGAGAAGAGGCAAAUCAUGAUCGAGGAAGGAGAGCAGAGAGCCAAAGAGCUGAACGUCAUGUUCAUCGAGACCAGUGCCAAGACAGGCUGCAAUGUCAAACAGCUGUUUCGUCGGGUUGCAGCAGCCCUACCUGGAAUGGAAAGCUUGGACGACGCAAAUCCUGAAGGCAUGAUCGACAUUAAGCUGGACAAACCGGCAGAGCCAACUGUCCCCGAGGGCGGGUGCUCAUGUUAAUGCAGAGCUGAAAUCGGACAGCUCCCUUCACACCAUAGGCUUGUUGUGUUGCUUACUACUGGUUAGCUUCCAGUUGACUUCUCUAAUUGGAUAUAGGAUGCGGGCCUUGUAUCUGAUUGGACAAAUCAAAUGUUAUCUUUCAGUCUUGUUCAGUUGUAAAAUAUUGUAUACUUUGUCAAUAUGUAAGUGACUGGAGGAGAAAAGGGGGAAAAAACC